Messenger RNA from Psylliodes chrysocephalus, 1257 nucleotides. Lineage: Eukaryota; Metazoa; Arthropoda; Insecta; Coleoptera; Chrysomelidae. The record is from the annotation of a GenBank genome assembly.
AUGAGCUUUAAAUCAAAACCUAGUGGUGCAGAGUUUAGAAAAAGGCGCGAAGAAAAAGAUGAGGAAAAUGAAAAAGUUAUUAAAAAAGUUUCUAACAGUUCCAACGCCGAAGAACUUGCUUUUGAACCCGAUCUUGUACCAGAACUUCAAAAUAAAUCUGCUGAUGCUGAAGACGGAGUUCAUGUAGAACGUGGUAGAGGUAGUGCAGACUUCUUCAGUUCAGACCCGGCUUUAUGGGACAUAAGUGAUGAACUAAGAGUUUAUAUUUGUGCCCAAAGUAGUGUAGAGCAAAAUUGUGACUCCGAUUUUAAUGAAUCCGUAGACCAACACGCCUCGAAUAUGUCAGGCAUUUACUCUGGAGUUCAAGCUCGUAUCAAACAGCUUAGUCCUAUGGCGGAGUAUGUACCUGCGCAUUCUUUAAACCUAAUAGGCUCGUGUGCAGCUGAGUCAUGCAACUUUUUUAGCGCUUCACCACAUAGAUGGACUAUUUUGACGAGAAACUGUGCAUUAAAGUUGCAAAACCUUUCAAAGACUCGGUGGUCUGCUCGUCACAACACCUGCCGAGCUGUUAAUGAAAGCAGAGAAGUAAUUUUAAAAAGUUUAGAUGAAAUUACUAGUGACUGUGACGAGAGGCACUCCACAAGAAAUGAAGCCAGGAUUAUAAAUAAAAAGCGAAGUUCCCUUGAGACAACCAUUAUGGCAGCACAGUGGGACUCAAUUCUGGAAAGGUUUAACAAAGUAAAUGUAAAGCUGCAGUACGAAACCACAGAGCUAGGAAAAAUAGUUGCCUAUUACGACUCUUUGUGUAGUUUUCUUCAAGAAAAAAGUGAGUGUAAAUAUUCUGAUCUUCACAAUAGAGAACUAUUGAGUGCGUAUCCCGAAGAUCUUGAGCCUGUUGUUGUGGACGAGUGUUUACAUUUAAAAGUAUUUUUGUUGAAAAACACUGAAAAUGAAAAUAUCAGAAUGAGUAUGAUUGAAAUUAGCAAGGUUUUGUAUAAUUUUGACAUGGCAGAUGUCUACCCUAACUUUGCCAUUGCGUUAAGAAUGGUUCUUAGUGCUUCAGCCACUAACUGUUCAGCAGAAAGAUCCUUUUCCACCCUUCGUCGUGUGAAGAACUACCUAAGAUCCACAACUAGCCACGACAGAUUGAUAUCACUAGCCCUGUUCGCCAUCGAGGGAAGACUGACUCAAUCGAUUUCCUAUGAUGACAUCAUAGACAAAUUUGCUCGAAAGAAAGCAAGAAGGAAGGCUUUAUAG